GCUGUUUUCACACCCCGCCCAUCAUCAGCCGAGGAUGGAUAGUUCUAAUAGUGACCUGCCGUGACCGGUGGCGACCCCUCACCCACCGACUGGUGCAGGUCAUCUCUAAAAACAUGCAGAGCGGUAGUUGUGAGCCGCGCGGGCCCGCUCAUCCCGGGAUUUUCCCAACCGGCGAGGCCGGGAAGAGCGACCACCAGCCGGCGGACCACAGCAUGGACUUCCCGGUGUCUGUGGUUCUUCCUGCCGGUGGUACCGGAGAAAGAACCGGGCUACAGACGCCAAAACAGUUCUGCUCCUUUCUGGGUCGGCCGCUCAUAAGCUACACCAUCCAGGCUUUUGAAAGGGUGUCGUGGAUUCAGAGCAUCAUGGUUGUUGUUGCCAAAGAAAGCAUGGACCUGAUGACGGACAUCAUCCAGCGCUUCCAGCACAGGAAGGUUCGAGUGGUGCCAGGCGGCUCGACUCGACACAGGUCGAUAUGUAACGGAGUCCUGGCUCUGGGCGAGGGGGACGAGGAGAGGCCGAAGGUGGUCAUCAUCCACGAUGCCGUGCGGCCGUUUGUGGAGGAGGACUUUCUCUACAAGAUAACAAUGGCUGCUAAGGAACAAGGGGCAGCAGGAGCUAUCCGCCCGCUCGUUUCCACAGUGAUCGCCACCACCUCAGAGGGUUACCUGGAUCAUUCUCUGGAGCGAGCAAAGUACCGAGCCAGCGAGAUGCCUCAGGGAUUCACAUAUGAUGUCAUCUAUCAAGCCUAUCAGAGGUGCAGUGAGUCAGACUUUGAGUUUGGCACCGAGUGUCUCCAUCUGGCUCUGCAGUACUGUGGCACCAAUGCCAAGCUCAUCCAGGGUCCGCCAACACUGUGGAAGGUAACCUACAAACGGGAUUUGGCUGCUGCAGAGUCCAUUAUCAAAGAGUCUCUGUCGCAGUCGGCGUGUGUUAUCACAGGUGGAUCUGCACAAGCUGUCACACUGGCUGAAGCUCUUCAGAAGGCUGCUGGAGCUCUCGACAUGGAGCUGGAUGUCAUUCCAGAUCUGAUGGGAGAAAACGUCAGAUAUCUGUUGAAGGAGUGGAACUUCAUCCAGGUUUCUGUCAAUCCUUCUUCCCUGUCUGAAGUGGAGGCCAUACUGACGGAUUUGGAGGCAGCAAAUCGGGCUCUUCUUCACCCGCUGGUUGUGAUUUGGGUGCAUUUGAGCAUUUCAGAUGAGCUGUCCGUCAGCGGUAGAGCGGUGGAGCAGGCAGCUAUCAUGGACCUGGCCUCUAAGGCUGCUAAGCUCCAUAAUAUUCUCCUCUAUGGCAUCCAGCUUCAUCAGUCAAAGGAUAGUGAAUGUUGGGAGAGGUCAGUGUUGAGGGUCGCUGAGAUCACAUCAGCCCUGAUCCGGGACAGGAGCCCCGCCCUGGUGGGACAGCUUCUGCAGGCCUGAAGGAAGGCAGCAGCAGCAGAAAGUCCCCUCAGUGUGACUCAUGGACACUGCAGGGAUGAGACAGUGUUUCUGCUCUGAAUCCAUCCAUGUCAAUUACAGCUAGGUUAAAGGGAUUCUCCCACAAUGUACUCCUGCACUUCCAUAAAGGGUGGGGACUUUGAACCUAAAUUCGACAAUCCUACACUUCCCAUAAUGCAACUCAGAAGUGUCUCAUUUAAUCCUCCCUGUCUGUUGAACCACCCAUAUCUUUAAAAUGCAUUGGCUCUGCUGUUAUUCCAUUGAAACCAGGCUUUCUGAUAAAAACAUGUUGUGGCAGUGAAAGAUGGUCUUUACUAUAAUCAAUCUAUCAAACUUUUCUAAAAUAAGUUCUGGCGUGAAUCAGUGGCAGAUGAAUGGAGAUGAUUGGGGCCAGGUAGGAGAAAAAAUAAGAGAGGGACACUAUUUUUUAUUUGUGUUGGGUAAAGUUGGAGAGAGCUUCACAGAUUAAUUGUUCCCGUGUCAAUGAGUCAUCAGAGGAGCAUUGAUUUCUUUCCAAACAGUUACUGCAGCUACAACUGAAGCCUGAUUUUCAUCAAUGUUCUAAAUUGAGCAAUAACCACAAUAUUUAAUGGUAGAACUAAAAUCCCCCGACAUAUAAAUGAGCUAUUCUUGGUAGUAGCUACUAUGACUAUUGUUUUGGGAAAAUCAGAUAUUAUGUAAUUUAUGUGAUUUUUUUUUUAGACAUAUAUUAGACGUGUUGAGGAUUAUCAGGUUGUAGCUUGUCAUUUCAACUUUUCUCUGCCUAUUGAUUUUUUGGUAACACUUUAUAUUAGGGAACACAUAUUCAACAUUAAUUAGUUGCUUAUUAGCAUGCAAAUAAGUAACAUAUUGGCUCUUAAUUAGCCAUUAUUAAGUAGUUAUUAAUGCCUUAUUCUGCAUGACCUUAUUAUACAACCAGUAAGCCAUUAAUUAAGAGUUUUCCCUCAAUAACCUCAGAAUUAUUGCUUAUUAGUAGUAAGUAAGGAAGUUGUUGAAACUUCCUUACUUAUUACUUACUGGGUCACUGGUAGACUAACAUUGGUGCAAAGUGACCCACUUUGUAGAGUAAUGAUUGACAUUACAAUCUACCAAUCCUCAUCCAAUCAUCCAAAAGGAGCCACCAGUCAUGUUAAAGGUCUGGAGAAGAUGAAGGUGUUUGCUAUUUGCCGUUUCCAUGGUUUCGUUCACCGCUAUGUAGAGACUUAUAAAGUCCAUAUAAAGUAAAGCAUAUUAAGAUAGUAACUCUCAUACUUCCUUACUACUAAUAAGCAAUACUUCUGAGGUUAUUGAGGGAAAACUCUUAGUUAAUGUCUUACUGGUUGUAUAAUAAGGCAUUAAUAACUACUUAAUAAUGACUCAUUAAGAGCCAAUAUGUUAUUUAUUUGCAUGCUAAUAAGCAACUAAUUAAUGUUGAAUAUGUGUUCCCUAAUAUAAAGUGUUACUGAUUUUUUUCCCUCUACCUGGACCUUAACCUCUUCUGUACAGUUUUGUCUUCUGUCCACAUUAGCUAAAAAAAGCAUCCCCAUAUCUGCAGUCAUGUCACUGAUGGAGCUUUAUGAACAUAUCCUAAAGAUGCUACAUGUUUUUUGUUUGUUUGUUUUUUCCCCCCAUUAAAUUAGAGCCCCUAUGCUUUGGAUUUCAAACUUUCUUGCAUUGAAGACACAACGGUGCACAACACAUGCAUUCAUAUAAAAAUCUAACACAAAUGGGCUUCAAACAGAUGAGACCAUCGUGGAUCACAGUGAGACCGGCAACCUGCACGUCUGCCAGUUGAUUGAGGAGCGUUUAGGGAGCUGUUGAAGAGUUAAAGUGGCUCUACACGGAAUCCAGAGCGUAUUGAUUGAGAUCAGCGAUAACCACAGUGUGAGAGCAGAGCAGCAGCGACUGGGACACACACAUGGACUCACGCAGAGAUCAGACCGGCUACCACAACAAUGUUGUUAUUUGUUGUCAACAAAAAACAAAGAAAAGUUGUUUACUGUCAUAGAAAUGUUCUGAAUGUCCUGUAUGUAACUGUGUCAUAACCACUGGAUGUUGUUCAUGAUCAUGACUGAAACACUAAUAUGUAAUAAGAGGUUGCUUAUAUUUUUAUACUCCAUUAAAACUGCUUAUUUAAAACUGGCAUGAUAAAA
Centropristis striata (black sea bass) is the source of this 3568-nucleotide messenger RNA. RefSeq names its product CDP-L-ribitol pyrophosphorylase A (gene crppa). Lineage: Eukaryota; Metazoa; Chordata; Actinopteri; Perciformes; Serranidae. Gene Ontology annotation, biological process: isoprenoid biosynthetic process; protein O-linked glycosylation via mannose. The record is from RefSeq and is a predicted model, not a curated record. Bases 114 to 1418 code for a protein of 434 amino acids. The transcript is spliced from 10 exons. Gene Ontology annotation, molecular function: D-ribitol-5-phosphate cytidylyltransferase activity. Gene Ontology annotation, cellular component: cytosol.